AUGGAGACAACCAUGACAGACACCAACAUCGCCGUGGGAGAUCAUAGGGGUCUCCUCGACAUCAUCGACAGCCUCCGCUCACAGGGGGUCAGCCACUAUGUCGAUCUACCCGAAAUCAUUGUCUGCGGAGAUCAGUCUGCGGGGAAGAGCUCCGUCCUCGAGGCCAUCUCCGGCAUGCCGUUUCCCACCAAGGACGGUCUCUGCACCCGUUUCGCCACUGAGCUGGUCCUUCGCCGGCACCCCGAGGCGAAUACCAAGGUGUCCAUCACUCCAGGCGAGACCCGGUUUGGAGAGGACAAAGAACGCCUCGAAAACUGGCAACCAGAAGCGAGCAUCGACAAGGAGGGCCUGGGCACCGUGACGGACGAGGCCAAGCGCGCCAUGGCUGACCCGACCUGCACAGGGGAGUUUUACGAAGACAUCCUCCGCAUCGAGCUCACUGGGCCGAGACAGCCACACCUCACCAUUGUGGACCUCCCAGGCCUUUUCAGGAGUGGGAACAAGGAGCAGUCUGACGCCGACGUUGGCAUUGUCCGCGGUAUGGUGGAGAGGUACAUGGCGCGACCACGGAGCAUCAUCCUCACUGUAGUGUCGGCUAAGUACGAGUAUGUCCUGCAAGAGGUUACUUUGAUGGCCAAAUGUGCCGAUCCAGAAGGGCUACGCACCAUGGGUCUCAUCACAAAGCCCGACACCUUGGAUGUUGGCUCCAACUCGGAGAGUUACUUCGUUCGUCUGGCUCGGAACCUGGAGGCAGAACUUCGACUCGGCUGGCACGUCUUGAAAAACCGGAAGUUCGAGGAACGCCAUGUUACCUCGUCUCAACGCGAUGAAAUUGAGGGCAAGUUCUUCUCCCAGGGCUUGUGGACUUCCAUCGACUCCUCACACUGCGGCGUGGCGGCCUUGAGGGUCAGGCUCAGCGCGGUUCUGAGGGACCAGAUUCUUGUUCAGCUCCCUAGCCUUGUACAAGAUGUGGAAGACGGCAUUCACGACUGUGAUGACAGGUUGGACCGACUAGGCCCGGUACGAGGGACCUCGCAGCAGCAGUGGGGCUACCUGCUGCGAUUGAGUGAGGAGUACACGUCCCUGGUGACGCAGGCGGUUGAGGGCACGUACACCGACCGAUUCUUCGGCAACCGCAAGAAGUUCCACAAUUUCAAUACAAGGUUGAGGGCUGUGGUGCAGAACAGACUCCGCGAAUUUGCGGAAGAUAUGCGGCUGAGCGGCCAGAGUCAGUACAUCGUUGAUUCGGAGAGUGAGGGUGAGGGCAGCCGCGAGGUCCGGGACUUGCCUCACAUCUGCCGGUCUGAUUAUGUCGAGGAUGUCGCGAAACGUCUUAAGUUCAGCAAGGGUCGCGAGCUCCCAGGCCUCUUCAAUCCUCUCAUUGUUAACGACCUCUUCGUCGAGCAAUGCGAGCCUUGGGGGAGGAUCGUGAAACUCCUUGCCGAGGAUAUCCUGGAAGCUGCCCACCAGACGACUCAAUUGAUAGUCGAGCAUAUCACUACGAGCGAUGUUGCCGAAGGGGUUCUCCAGCUUGUUCGCCAGGGAAUCGAGGGGCUGAAGGUCGGUUUGGACGGCCGAGUCGAUGCGCUGCUCGCAUCAACCGCGCAGCAUCCCAUCACGUACAAUCCCCAGCUCACCGAGAACGUUCAGCGGAUCCAGCAGGCCCGCCACAAACGUGAUAUGAAGAAGCUGGUCCGCAAAACGUUCGGAGCGCAUCGUUUCGACAACCCGGGCAGCAAAAUCAGCCUGAAUCCUAUCGAGCUCGUGGACUUAGUGGGAGAGGGAUUCGAAAAAGACAUGGAGCGUUUCGGAAGCUCGUUAGCGGUUGCGGUGAGCAGGUUCAUCGAUGACGUGAGCAUCUUGGCGAUUGAAGACUGCCUCAUUAGCAAGCUAUCGACGCUUUUCAGAUCGAGCAAUAUUCUGAAGAUGAGUGACCAAGAAGUGUCCCACCUCGCAGGAGAGACCCAAGAAUCUUCCCUCGAGAGACGACGCCUCGAAGAGAAACGCAAUAUCCUCAAAACGGGACUCCAGAGCCUGAAAAGCCUGAACAAGCGUAGAAACAUCCUCACCCCCACGGAACAGGAUCAGGUGGCAUCUGAAGAUUCAGAUCAAAUCGGUGCCAUGAUCCCCCGAAAGCAAGACUUGGCGGCGGCGUCGGCGCACGCGUCGACUCCAUUCGCGCCGUCAGUCCCGCCCAAGGCUUCCAGGCCGCCGGCCGAAUUCGACGCCAUCAUCUAA
This is a messenger RNA of Diaporthe amygdali, 2238 nucleotides long. Its product is annotated as P-loop containing nucleoside triphosphate hydrolase protein. Gene Ontology annotation, cellular component: cytoplasm; microtubule; membrane. The transcript is spliced from 3 exons. The record is from RefSeq and is a predicted model, not a curated record. Gene Ontology annotation, molecular function: GTPase activity; GTP binding; microtubule binding. Bases 1 to 2238 code for a protein of 745 amino acids. NCBI's taxonomy places the organism in Eukaryota, Fungi, Ascomycota, Sordariomycetes, Diaporthales, Diaporthaceae.